AUGUCCACCCCCAGUCAAGAACAACACUUCAUCAAAUCAACAACCCCCACCGAACCAACCAUCCACGCCCUCUUCGAACCAAACACCUCAACAUGGCAAUACAUCGUCGUCGACCCCUCAUCCUCAGAAGGAGUGAUAAUCGACCCAGUCCUCGACUACGACCGCGCAACCCAAACCAUCACGACAAGCAGCGCAGACGGGAUCCUCAAGAUCGUCAAAGAGAAAGGGUACAAGAUCGCCAUGAUCCUCGAAACGCAUAUCCAUGCAGACCAUGUUACUGCGGCGUCGUAUCUGCAGGGCCAACUCGCCCAGUCCCAGUUUCAAGGGUUUCAACCGCCCAUUGGUAUUGGGAAGCGCAUCGAGCAAGUCCAGACUUUGUUUGGCGGGCGCUAUGGGGUUGCUGAAGCCGAGUACAGGGGUAUCUUUGGGAAGUACUUUGAUGAUGACGAGGGGUUUAAGAUUGGAGAGUUGGACGCAUCGGUUCUGCAUCUCCCAGGACAUACGCCGGACCAUGUUGGAUAUCGGAUUGGUGAAAACGUCUUCUGCGGCGACUCCAUCUUCCACGCAGAUAUCGGAACAGCAAGAUGCGACUUCCCAGGGGGAAGCUCAAGCGAUAUGUUCCACUCCGGACGCAAACUAUUAAAUCUAGAAGAUGGCGUCAACAUCUGGACUGGACACGACUAUCCCCCGCAAAACCGCGCGGGUCCGAGUCCGUACAUGCGUGUGCGCGAGCACAGACGGCACAAUAAACACCUGAUGGACGGGACGACGUUAGAGGAGUAUGUGAGAAUGCGAGGCGAGAGGGACGCCACUAUGGCUGAGCCUAAGCUGCUUCAUCCGGCGCUGCAGGUGAAUAUUCGGGCUGGACGGAUGCCGGAGAAAAGGGAUUCGGGGUAUCGGCUUUUGCAUUUGCCGCUGAAGUGGGAGGGUGUGAUAUAG
Messenger RNA from Aspergillus puulaauensis, 939 nucleotides. Its product is annotated as MBL fold metallo-hydrolase. Gene Ontology annotation, biological process: hydrogen sulfide metabolic process; glutathione metabolic process. Bases 1 to 939 code for a protein of 312 amino acids. NCBI's taxonomy places the organism in Eukaryota, Fungi, Ascomycota, Eurotiomycetes, Eurotiales, Aspergillaceae. The transcript has 2 exons. The record is from RefSeq and is a predicted model, not a curated record. Gene Ontology annotation, molecular function: sulfur dioxygenase activity.